Messenger RNA from Homarus americanus (American lobster), 2099 nucleotides. Its product is annotated as carbohydrate sulfotransferase 11-like. Lineage: Eukaryota; Metazoa; Arthropoda; Malacostraca; Decapoda; Nephropidae. Gene Ontology annotation, biological process: carbohydrate biosynthetic process. Gene Ontology annotation, molecular function: sulfotransferase activity. The transcript has 5 exons. The coding region runs from base 474 to 1595 and encodes 373 amino acids. Gene Ontology annotation, cellular component: membrane. The record is from RefSeq and is a predicted model, not a curated record.
AACCGUGGGCCCCGGCCAGUUGCUCUCGAGAUGCCGUGAAGGAUAGUGACGCUCGCUGCUCGGAAACACAAGAAGCUGAUUGAUAUAUUUACGUGUUUGUGAUAAAGGAAGACGUACAAAUUACUUAAAGAAGCCAUGUGUUCAAGAAAGUGCAAGAGACAUGAUGUGAAUUAGUUUUAUACGAGGAAAUAGGAAAUAAUGACACUGGUGAAUAAAUUGUGUGUAUGUAUGAGGAACAGGAAAAGACAUGGGUUUACAAAGUGUGUUCAUGAGCCUGGAAUAAAGAUGUAAUGAGAGAUACAGUUAUUAUCUCUGUGUUCAUCUGAGACAUUAAGAGUAAGAAACAGGUUCAUGAGGAGGAAAAAGUUGUUUUGGUCGCCUGAGGAUGGUGACGUCGGAGAUUAAAAAGGUUAUCGCCUCCUACAGUCUCUAGUGAAGGAUUUAAGGGCUUCAACGGGUUACUUCCUAGCAAGAUGUUCCCACGAUUAGCUAAGUUCCCCCGCCGUAUUAUCCUCACCUGUGUGUACAUGUACUGUCUUCUGUUUAUCCAUCGCCUCAAUGACGUCCACGAGGAAUCCAAGGCUCUUAAGGUAGCCCAUCUUAAAACUAUACACGCCCGCGCCGCCCAAGUAGAAGCUGGGUGUGCUUCUUUCCCACCCAGUCUGACCAAACUACAACAACAUGCCAACGACGCCGCCAAAGUCAGCCCUAAUCUAGCCGCUCACUACACGGGUCUUCAUCUUAAAGCUGCCCUUAAGAAUAUUAUCUACAUAAAAAAGCAUAACAUAUCCUGGUGCCUCGUGCCCAAGGUAGCGUCGACGUCGUGGGCCCAGGCUUUACUGGCACUGAGAGGUCAACUUGGAAACGAAUACAGUGACCCUCCACUCCAGGUCGUUCUCAGAGAAGCAUUCAAGAUGAUUGAUCCAACACGGGUGAAUCAGACCAUUAACUCUUCUCUCAAGUUCCUCUUUGUGAGACAUCCGUUCCAGCGCCUCGUGUCCGCCUACAGGAAUAAGCUGGAAGACUCGUACACGGAACAAGAUGGCUCCUACUUUUAUAAGAAUUACGGUAGAAGCAUCGUUCAGAAGUUCAGGAAGAGCCGUAAAAAGAUAACAGUCGCCACGAAGCUCACACCGGUUGGAGGAAAGAAUCAAGGAGACCAGAAUAAUGAUAACGAAAUAUUAGACGCAGAGAAUGUCAUGAAAACGGAGGAGGAAGAAGAAUAUGUGGAAUUUAAGAGAGAACCAUCUUUUGAGGAAUACGUCGACUAUCUCAUCAACACAGACGUAGAGAGUUACGACGAGCACUGGAAACCCAUCUUCCUGCAGUGUCAAGUGUGCGACUUUCACUACGACUACAUCAUCAAGUACGAGAACUUCAAGCAGGAGAUUGACACUUUCGUGGAGAUGCUACAGGAGACUGACAGGUUGCCUCGGAGAUUCAUCCUUCAGUGGGAGAACCGCGGCGGCACGGAUGAGAAAACAACUACAGAGUACCUAAGUCAAGUGAGCCAACACAAAGUAUGGCUUCUGUACCAAAAAUACCGACAAGACUUUCUGUAUUUUGGAUACACGAUGGGAAAUUAUACCAAGUAGAAAUGUGACCACUUUAUACACAAGUACACCGUAUACUAUUUUUAUUAUACGAAUAUGCCUUUAUUAAACGCCAUUUCAAGUUAUAAAAUAUGCUUUCGUCAUUUAUGUGAUUAACUUACAACUGUGGUGGCCUCAAUAUGACGGUAUAAGUCUAUAUUUUUCACCAACUCAUCUGUUUAUACAUCCAUUCAUCAAUAUUCAUUCAGUUAUCUAUUUACAUGUCCAUUCAUCAGAUUAUUUAGCCAUUUUACCAUUUUUGUUUAUAUGUUUAACUAUUUGUACAGUACCAGGGAACGACGAUGAAAAUAUCCGCUAUUGAAAGGGUUUGCUUUAUGUUUUGUAGCUUAAUGGUGAAAUAUCAGUUACUAUGUACUGUAUAUGUCUAGUGAACUGUCUCAAUAUAUAGAUAAACAGAGAUAUCAGACUUAAACACACUUUUGAUAAUUAGUAAUGUCAAAAUUGUGUAAAAUAAAUACCAGAUCAAAAAUAAAAUUAUAAUAAUGA